Molecule: messenger RNA, 1392 nt
Organism: Candidozyma haemuli
Lineage: Eukaryota; Fungi; Ascomycota; Pichiomycetes; Serinales; Metschnikowiaceae
Gene: RPN5
Product: proteasome regulatory particle lid subunit
Exons: 1
Coding region: 1-1392 (463 amino acids)
Cellular component (GO): cytoplasm; nuclear proteasome complex; proteasome regulatory particle, lid subcomplex
Source: RefSeq, a predicted model, not a curated record
AUGUCAAGAGAAGACCCCAUUAAACCUGAAAAAGAUUUCUCUGAAACUCUUGAGGAACAGAUUCCCUUGAUUGAGAAAACCCCCGAUUAUAAGCAAGCUAUUGAGAAGUACUUGGUGUUGGAGAAACAGAUUCGUCAAUCGUCAGACUUGGCCCUGAGCAAGAAGGUGUUGAAUAAGAUUGUUGAAACACUCGUUCAUCAUGAUGACUGGGAUUAUUUAGAUGAAUUGAUCACUCCUUUAUCCAAGAAGCAUGGCCAGUUGAAAACGUCAAUCCAGCUGAUGAUUCAGGAAAUCAUCAAGAACCUCAAGUCAUUGGACAACGACAAGCCGGUGCAUUUGGAGAAGAAGAUGAAAAUUAUUGAGACCAUUCGUACGAUUACUGACAAGAAAAUCUUUGUCGAAGUGGAAAGGGCUGUCGUGUCAAAGAUGCUCGCUGAAAUCUACUUGGAGAAGAAAGACGACUUGGACAAAGCGACAGAGAUUCUAUGUGAUUUACAAGUUGAGACCUAUUCUUUAAUGCCAUUUGAAGAGAAAAUUGAGUACAUUCUUGAACAAAUCAAAUUGACCUUGCAGAAAAAGGAUUAUGAUCAAGCAAAGAUCUUGAGUAGGAAGAUCCUUUUGAAAACAUUGAAAAACUUCGAAAAAGCAGACGAGUACAAAUCUAUUUACUUGAAGUAUUUGUUGGAUAUCAAUAAGCAUGAGAACGAUUAUAUUAUGAUCGUGAAGAACUCGCUUCUUUUGAUAGAGAUUCCUCUCAUCAAGAACUCUUCCGACUACAAAGACUUGCUCGUUUCGAUCAUCUACUACAUCAUAUUAUCACCAUACGACAACUUGCAGUCUGACUUGAUUCACAAGAUCAAGGCCAACUCUGCUUUCGCCAAAAAUGUGGAUCCAAAAAUUUUUGAUCUUUUAGAGAUCUUCACGACAAACGAGCUCAUUCAUUCAGAAAAUAUUGAAAGAGAUUACCGUGGCACUUAUCUCAGUAAAUCUCCCGUCUUUGCUGAGAAUGAAGCCAAUAAUACAAAUUUGCAGAACCGUAUCAUUGAACACAAUUUGCGAGUCGUCAACAUGUACUAUCUGUUCAUAAAGUUGGAUCGUUUGGCUCACUUGUUGCAAGUCAAUGCGCAAGAUGCUGAAACACAUGUCAGUGGCAUGGUAAACAAGGGUAUGAUCAGCGCCAAAAUUAACAGGCCACAAGGAAUCAUCAAGUUUGAUAACUUAAAGCAUGGCUCCACGGCAGGUGCGGCUCAGAUCACGAGCAACAGCGAAAAUAUCAACGACAUGUUGAAUAACUGGAUUUAUGAUGUGGACAAGCUCUUAGAGGAGGUUGAUAGUAUCGGUCAUUUGAUCAAUAAGGAAGAAAUGAUGUACGGUAUUAAACAGCGUUCGUGA